AUGACGCAGAUUGAGAGCAAUGACACCCCUCAAGAUGACUACGGAGAUAUGCCUGGGGGCCCGGGAGCACCCAUCCCAAUUUCUCAGUUGGUGGGCGUUGCAGGCUUGACCGAAAGAGACAUCAAGUUGGUCACCGAGGGCGGCUACCAUACCGUCGAGUCUAUCGCAUAUACGCCACGCAGACAAUUGGAACAGAUUAAAGGCAUAUCGGAAGCAAAGGCCUCCAAACUCCUGAAUGAAGCGAUGAAACUGGUGCCCAUGGGCUUCACGACCGCCACCGAGAUGCAUGCCCGAAGAAGUGAUCUGAUCUCCAUCACAACUGGCUCGAAGAAUCUUGACCGACUACUGGGUGGCGGCGUUGAGACAGGCUCAAUCACGGAGAUCUUCGGCGAGUUCCGCACCGGGAAGAGUCAGAUUUGUCACACAAUGGCGGUUACAUGCCAGUUGCCCUUUGAUAUGGGAGGUGGAGAAGGAAAAUGUCUGUACAUCGACACCGAAGGCACCUUUCGCCCUGUUCGUCUGCUGUCAGUAGCACAGCGAUACGGUCUCGAAGGCGAAGAAGUCCUUGACAAUGUUGCCUACGCACGGGCAUACAAUUCUGAGCACCAACUGCAACUGCUUCAACAAGCGUCGCAGAUGAUGUGUGAAACCCGAUUUUCCUUGCUGAUCGUUGAUUCAGCGACGUCGUUGUACCGAACCGAUUACAACGGUAGAGGGGAGCUCUCAUCACGACAGUCACACAUGGCCAAGUUCCUGCGCACGCUACAACGACUCGCGGAUGAAUUCGGCAUCGCAGUGGUCAUCACCAACCAAGUAGUUGCACAAGUGGACGGCGGACCCAGUGCCAUGUUCAACCCUGACCCUAAGAAACCUAUCGGCGGCAACAUCAUAGCACAUGCAAGUACUACCAGACUGAGCUUAAAAAAGGGUCGAGGCGAGACUCGUAUCUGCAAGAUCUACGACAGUCCAUGUUUACCCGAGAGCGACACACUGUUUGCCAUAUAUGACACUGGGAUUGGCGAUCCUCAACCCAAGGAUGACAAGGAAUAA
Messenger RNA from Fonsecaea erecta, 1050 nucleotides. Its product is annotated as DNA repair protein rhp51. Gene Ontology annotation, cellular component: condensed nuclear chromosome. Gene Ontology annotation, molecular function: double-stranded DNA binding; DNA strand exchange activity; ATP binding. The record is from RefSeq and is a predicted model, not a curated record. The transcript has 4 exons. Gene Ontology annotation, biological process: mitotic recombination; reciprocal meiotic recombination; chromosome organization involved in meiotic cell cycle. NCBI's taxonomy places the organism in Eukaryota, Fungi, Ascomycota, Eurotiomycetes, Chaetothyriales, Herpotrichiellaceae. The coding region runs from base 1 to 1050 and encodes 349 amino acids.